Messenger RNA from Drosophila subobscura, 2604 nucleotides. RefSeq names its product cytosolic purine 5'-nucleotidase (gene Nt5b). The transcript is spliced from 7 exons. The coding region runs from base 418 to 2262 and encodes 614 amino acids. Gene Ontology annotation, molecular function: 5'-nucleotidase activity. NCBI's taxonomy places the organism in Eukaryota, Metazoa, Arthropoda, Insecta, Diptera, Drosophilidae. The record is from RefSeq and is a predicted model, not a curated record.
GUUGAAAUCCGAACGUUGACCGAAAUUGUUCGCUCUACCGAAACGCCCCAUUAAGAGACCGAGAUAUUGUUUUCCCUUUUUUGUUUCUGUUAUUACUGGAACUACUCCGAUCGUGGUUCGGUCUGUGAUAAGCCGACGACGGACGCCGGACAGUGGGGAAAACUCUGCUAAGCACGAGAUCAUUCCAAGCCUCUCUUCUCCACUCUCCCACGGAAGCGUUUGCGCCGUCGCUACGUACGCCACCUGAUAAGAUCUUUAUCGCUCUUUAUCACGUCUGCCGUCUGCUGCCGCGCCGCUCACUCUACUCCCACUCGCUCUCCUGCUCUCGUAUCAGUAGCAGCAGCAGAAGCAGCAGCAGCGACGCCGCGACGCAUUUUUGGCAUUCUUCUUGAGCACUUCCUGCUCCUCCGUCGGAAAAUGCCGCAGCCGAAGCAGCAAAAGCAGCAGAAACAUUCCAAUUCCACAAUCUCCACACGAGAACGUGAUCGGGAGCGGACACAGACCAUCGGGGAGACGGACAUGGAUCAGUCGGUGUUGAAUGGACUGGCGACAAUGAGCCUCGACGGUGUCUCCAGUUUCCAUGGCCACAAGCGUGAGCUGGGCCACAGAGUAUUCGUGAACAGAUCGCUGCAUCUGGAGAACAUCAAGUACUAUGGCUUCGACAUGGACUACACACUGGCAGAGUACAAGUCUCCGCAGUAUGAGCAGCUGGGCUUCAAUCUGGUCAAAGAGCGCCUCGUCUCGAUGGGCUAUCCGAAGGAGAUUCUGCAGUUUGAAUACGAUCCAACGUUCCCCGUGCGCGGCCUCUGGUUCGACACACUCUACGGCAAUCUGCUGAAGGUGGAUGCCUACGGCAACAUCUUGGUCUGUGUGCAUGGCUUUGAGUUCAUCAAGCACCACCAGGUGUACGAGCUGUACCCGAAUAAGUUUCUCAAGCUGGACGAGUCGCGUGUCUAUGUGCUGAACACACUCUUCAAUCUGCCGGAAACCUAUCUGCUCGCCUGUCUCACUGACUUCUUCAACAACAGCAGCGAAUUUGUGCGCGUUGAGCGCGGCAUCAAAGCUGGUGAUUUCCUAUUCACGUACAAGUCCAUUUUCCAGGACGUGCGUCGCGCCGUCGACUGGGUGCAUUCCGAUGGUGACCUCAAGCGACGAACCACUCAGAACAUGGCUCACUAUGUGAAGAAGGAUGAGCGUCUGCCAACGGUGCUCUCACGCAUUCGGGAGUCCGGCGCAAAGCUCUUUAUGCUGACGAACAGCGACUACACGUACACCAAUGAGAUCAUGACAUACCUGUUCGACUUCCCCCACGGCGCCACACCGAAUGAGCCGCACAGGGACUGGAAGAGCUACUUCGAUGUGAUUGUCGUGGAUGCCCGGAAGCCGCUCUUCUUCGACGAGGGCACCGUGCUGCGGCAGGUGGACACAAAGACUGGGGGACUGAAGAUCGGCACACACAUUGGGCCGCUGCAGCCGGGCCAAGUGUACUCGGGCGGCUCCUGUGAGCUCUUCACCAAGUUCAUCAAUGCCAAGGGCAAGGAUGUGCUCUACGUGGGCGAUCACAUAUUCGGGGACAUCCUCAAGUCGAAGAAGAUCCGCGGCUGGCGCACCUUCCUCAUCGUGCCGGAGCUGGUGCGGGAGCUGCACGUGUGGACGGACGAGUGCCAGCUGUUUGCGGAGCUGCAGAACCUCGACAUUAAGCUGGGCGAUCUCUAUCGCGACCUCGACUCGAGUGCCAAGGAGAAGCCGGACAUCUCCCAGCUGCGCACGUGCAUUCGGGACGUGACACACAAAAUGGACAUGUCGUACGGCAUGAUGGGCUCGCUCUUCCGCUCUGGCUCCCGUCAGACAUUCUUCUCCAGCCAGGUGGUGCGGUACGCCGAUGUCUAUGCCGCCACCCUGCUCAACCUCAUCUACUACCCGUUCUCGUACAUGUUCCGCGCGCCCGCCAUGCUGCUGCCCCAUGAGUCGACGGUGGCCCACGAUCAGGCCCAUCAGCCGCCCCCAUCGGCGGCUCCCUCCUUCGAAGAGGCACCGCGCAACGCCUCCGGCAGUGACGUCAUCAAGGAUCAAGCCACCAAGGAUGCCAAGGAUCUGCAUCGUGCUAGCUCCAUUGUCCACACACGUCCCUCGACACCCACUGUGGUGACUCACACCCACGACGAGGACUACUCCGAGGAGGAGGAGAUACCCAGCGGCGGCGAAUCUUCGUGCACGGAGCAGCAGCAGCAGCAGCAGCUACGCGCCGCCUCCGAUGACUAGUGUGAGGGCUUAGGCCUUUCCCUACUCAGAGCCCAACUGCAGUUUGUAGAUCAACGAAUUUUCUUCUCAAAAGUUCUCCAUUUCCCCAUAAAAUACCCGAAACCCAUCCCCCCAUCCCCCCCUCCCCCGAAUACAAAACUGAAAGCAGAAGCAAUUAAUUGAAAAACGUACGAUUUUCCCUGGCGAUUUUAAACGCGUGAAAAAAUAUACCAUACAGAUAUACAGUUAUGAUAUAUAUACAUAUAUAUACAUUAUAUACAUUAGCUGGUUCCAUUAAUACAUAUGAUGUGUCUAUUUUUUUUUAAAUUAAUUAAUUAAUAAACUAAAAUGCUGUAAUUGAAA